AUGGACUUUGAAAUCGAUAAUCUCACUGUCAUUCUUCUCUUCCUCCUCGCUACGUUGUUGAUCUAUCAUCGAUUCUUCUCGACACCUCAACCACUCGUUCAUCCUUUAUUGCUAGGAAAGCAGAGUGAGGUUUCUACUAUCAGGAAAAGCGGUGAGACUGGUGUAUAUAGAUCUUGGGCUACAGGUCAAGGUGCUCCUUUGACAGUCCGGCCCGCGAAUUCUGUUAAAGUAGUUCAGGAUGUAGUCAAUGGACCUAAAGCUUCAGACCAUAGAAAGCAAAGGUAUAUCCUCGAUGUUCCUCUUACCGACGAAGCUUUAACCGAAAUCAUCCGACUUAUCCCUCUGGGUUUAUCACUCCUUUUCCCUAACGAAUCGACAGCGAAUCCUUCUUCAUCUUCACCCAUCGUCACUCUUCUCCCACCUUCACCCACUACUUCCCUUCCCUUACUCUUGCUGUCAAUCUCUGCGACUCCGGAUAGACCGUUGGUGAUACUCCCUUCACCUCGACUUCUCGCUCCAGCAUUGAAAGGCACCGGUCACCCAGCCCCCGGUAUCAUAGUCAUCCAUAUCAGUUUACUGGAAGAUGUCAUCGAACAGGUUUAUGAAGAUUGUGGUUCUACAGUCGGCAUACUGAUAGUUGGUGAUCCUCAGAAGACUGGCGAGGAUUCAGUCAAAGCUGCUCAAGGAAAAGGUUUAAAUGUGAAAUGGUGGGAAGAAAUUUGGGAGAUUGCCGAGUCUUCUGAAGCUGAAAAGUUGGAUAAACAACAAAGUCAUUAUGGUGAUAUUCACAGCUAUUACUAUUCCGAAAAAGAUGAUCAAAUAAGCGUGGUCAAAGCUACUCAUCUAAAUGUUACAGCUGGAAUAGCAUCUCUCUUAUCCCUUUUCCCGGCGGAUAAAAGGCCUACUGCGGCUUUACACGAUACUGUAGCUAGUGCUGUCCCAUUGACAACACCUUUAGGGAUGACCAUCGCUCUUGCCAGUGUCUGGACAGGGGCCGGAUUCAGGUUAAUUGGGAAUCAUGAACCUAUAUGGGAUCCCGAGGAUGUGGAUCAUGCUGCUGAGCUGGAGAUCUUAGCGGACAAGGAGAAAGGACUACCUAAACCAACCAUCUUGUUCAUUACUCCAAAACAUCAUCAUGCUCUUCUCGAUCGACUUCAGUACACAUACAGCUCUCAUCCAUUCGCUACACUUGCUGCCAGACAUAAAGGUCAUUCUAUCCGGGCUGGACAUGUAGAUAGAGACAGUUUAUGGGACAAGGUAAUUUGGUCAGGUAUGAGAGAAAAUGUCUUAGGUGGUAUUGCAGGUCAAAGACUGAGAGGUGUCAUCCUAGUAGGAGAUGCACCACCUCCAACUGCGCUAGGAGCAUCGCAUCUUUUACUCUCAUUACCCUUAACUAGACUACAUUCUUCUCCUUAUUCGACAGGACCAGUGUUUGUGACUCAUUUCUAUGAUCUUCAAUCUCCUGGAGUAUCACACAUACUUAAAGAGGUAGAUUUAUGGGAACCGAAAACGUCAAAUGAAAAUGGAAAGGAGAAACUGGAUAAAGUACAUUCUGGACCUCCCGCUUCCAACAUCGAAGUCUUACUGAAAGGUGACAAAGUUGAUGAAGCUCAUGAUGAAGAAGGAAGACAUAUAGAAGGUAGAGUUUGGAUAAGAGGUCCAGGUGUAUUAGAGAGAGUUGAUGGGAGUGGUCAAGUGAUUGAGGGUUGGGUGGAUAUAGGUGAACAUGCUAGAGUGCAAACGAACGGAACGUUCAUCAUCGACCAUCCGGCUUCGGCCACAUGA
This is a messenger RNA of Kwoniella shivajii, 1785 nucleotides long. RefSeq lists its product as uncharacterized. Lineage: Eukaryota; Fungi; Basidiomycota; Tremellomycetes; Tremellales; Cryptococcaceae. Bases 1 to 1785 code for a protein of 594 amino acids. The record is from RefSeq and is a predicted model, not a curated record. The transcript has 8 exons.